GCUCGAGUUGUCACCAGGAGAGGGUGUGUGCCACACUCCGGCGCGGCCAAAACUUUCUUACGUCAAAUCAAUGGAUAUAACCUAACACGCCGCGAGUUUAACAAGUUAACAUGCUAUGUGCUUUGGUUCCAUAAGAAUUCCAUAUGGGUUAAAGUGUUUAACGUGACGUGUUGAAUUGCCAAUGAUGUGAAUUAGUUCUGUGCAGUGGUUAUAAAAAACCGAGUUAUGAGUAUUCAAAAGUGCCUUUUGGAUAACUCCAGCAGGAUGAUAAAGGCUAUGUCCACUGCGAAAUCGUCUAACAAUGAAGUCAAAACGGAUGUGCAAAGUGGUCUCAAAAAAUUGGGAUUGGCGAUGCUGACGCUGUCCAUGCCGAUCAUCGAUGACAAAAAGAAAAAAACCACUCGCAGUUGGAUUGAAAGCACUUUUCAGAAACGGGAGUGUAAGUGCUUCGUGGCCAGCGCUAAAGAUGAGCAUGUAUGCUGGUGUGGUCUAAGCAAAACUGCUCAUGGAGCAAACAUCCCCAUAGCACCAGUAGGAGAAGCAUGGUUACCGGCGAGGCACACGCAGCCAUCCCCAACAGACGCCUAUGGAACUGUGGAGUUCCAAGGCGGACCACAUCCCACAAAAGCACAGUAUGUUCGACUUUCACACGACACUCGUCCGGAGUUAAUAGUGCAACUGCUGACCAGAGAAUGGGCGCUGGAGAGGCCAAAGCUUCUAAUUACUAUCCAAGGAGGCAAGGCGAACUUCGACCUGCAGCCGAAGCUCAAAAAGGUGUUGAGGAAAGGUCUGCUAAAGGCUGCAAAAACUACUGGUGCCUGGAUCUUCACUGGAGGGACCAAUACAGGUGUGACGCGUCAAGUCGGUGACGCUCUCCAACUGGAGAGGUCACAGCGCGCUGGUCGCGUGGUCAGCAUCGGUAUCGCUCCGUGGGGGAUUGUAGAAGGCGCUAAUGAGCUCAUUGGUAGAGGGAGAGAUGUUCCGUACCAUGCUAUGGCAUCUCCGAGAUCAAAAUUGGCAGUACUUAACAACCGUCACGCGUACUUUCUGCUUGUGGACAACGGGUCGGUCGGCAGGUACGGCGCCGAAAUCGUGCUCCGGAGAAAGCUGGAAAAAUACAUCGCGGCGCAAAAGCUGCAUCCUUACACCCACUCAUCAACGCCCGUCGUCUGCCUCGUAAUAGAAGGCGGCACGAACACCGUUCGCGCUGUGCUGGAAUACGUGACAGACACACCACCAGUGCCUGUGGUGGUGUGCGACGGUAGCGGCAGGGCGGCUGACCUCAUUGCUUUCGUUCACAAAUAUGCAUCAGAGACCGGCGAGCAAACGGUCCUGGAGUCAAUGCGUGAUUAUCUCAUCGGCACCAUACAGAAGACCUUCGAGGUGGGAUUGCAGCAGGCGGAGUGUUUGUAUGGAGAACUGCUACAAUGUACCAGAAAAAAGAACUUGAUAACAGUAUUCCGUAUCCAAGAGCGGGCAGAAGGUGGAGAGGUGCAAGAGCUGGAUCAGGUGAUACUUACAGCGUUGUUCCGAGCGCAGCACCUGUCACCCAGUGAACAGCUAUCGUUGGCUCUCACUUGGAAUCGAGUGGACAUCGCAAGGUCGGAGAUCUUCGUCUACGGACAAGAGUGGCCGAGAGGCGCUCUCGAUGAAGCAAUGAUGCAGGCGCUGGAACACGACCGCAUAGACUUCGUGAAGCUUCUCCUAGAAAACGGAGUUUCCAUGAGGAAGUUCCUUACGAUACCUCGCUUAGAAGAGUUGUAUAACACAAAGAGUGGGCCUAGCAACACUUUACGGUACAUUCUGAGGGAUGUAAGACCACAUCUGCCGAGAGGAUACAUGUACACACUACAUGAUAUUGGUUUAGUCAUCAACAAGCUUAUGGGAGGCGCAUAUAGGUGCUACUACACGCGUCGCAAGUUCCGUCCGAUAUACGCUAAGGUGAUGAACAAGAGCGUGAACGUUCACCGCAACAGCGCUUCCUUCACCCGCCACAACGCCGGCGGGCUGUCACUCAUCACCGGCUUCAUGCCCGUCACUACAGAGAUGGCGCUGUUCGACUAUCCUUUCAAUGAACUUUUGAUGUGGGCAGUACUAACAAAGCGGCACCAAAUGGCUCUACUAAUGUGGACCCACGGGGAAGAGGCCCUAGCCAAGUCUCUCGUGGCCUGUAAGUUGUAUAAAGCGAUGGCGCACGAAGCCGCUGAAGAUGAUAUGGAGACAGAAGUAUAUGAGGAACUAAGGCAUUAUGGCAAGGAGUUUGAGACCAAAGCAUUAGAGUUACUGGACUACUGUUACCGCCAAGACGAUGACCAGGCCCAGCAAUUAUUGACCUGCGAGUUGCAAAACUGGUCUGGACAGACCUGUCUCAGCCUAGCCGUAGCCGCCAACCAUAGAGCCCUAUUAGCCCACCCAUGCUCACAGAUAAUCCUGGCCGACCUAUGGAUGGGAGGCCUUAGGACACGGAAGAAUACCAACCUCAAGGUAAUACUGAGCCUGCUGUGUCCGCUGUACAUACUCCAAUUGGAGUUCAAGUCGAAGGAGGAACUGCAGCUGAUGCCGCAAACGGAGGAGGAGCAUCUGGAGAACGAGAGCAUGGAAGACGAUAGAAGCACCAAGGACCCCAAUGACGCGGAGGUGGGGGUGAAACGACGAACGCUGUCUAUAAAGAAGAUUAUUCCCCCGGGACAGCCGGGUAAAACGGACAAGACGCAGGCGUUGAUUGGCUCAGGGGCCGAAUGCGAGACCCGAGUAGAUCAGAACGGGAAAGUUGGCAAAAUAGGCUGGGAACUGUCGUACAGGGAACUACCGGAGUAUCACGUGCCUGAGGAUAAGAGGAUGAGACCUUUAAGACUGAGGAAGAAAAUUUAUGAGUUCUUUACGGCACCUAUCACUAAGUUCUGGGCUGAUUCAAUUGCAUACAUAUUGUUCCUACUGAUGUUUACGUAUACAGUAUUAGUCAAGAUGAACCCGACACCAUCUUGGCCAGAAAUAUAUUCUAUUUGUUAUAUAAUAACGUUCUUAUGUGAGAAAAUUAGGGAAAUUGUUACGUCCGAGCCUGUUGCUAUUAGACAUAAGUUCAGCGUGUGGGCAUGGAACAUGUGGAACACGUAUGACGCUGGUUUUAUAAUAUUUUUCCUGGUCGGUCUGACGCUGAGAUUCCGACCCGGCUCCAUGGACGUCGGCAGAGUUAUAUACUGCGUCGAUAUUAUUUAUUGGUACUUAAGGAUAUUGAAUAUAUUGGGUGUUAAUAAGUACUUAGGACCUCUAGUCACAAUGAUGGGUAAAAUGGUUAAAAAUAUGAUAUACUUCGUGGUGCUAUUACUAGUCGUACUCAUGUCAUUUGGAGUGGCAAGACAAGCCAUCCUGUAUCCAGAUAAGGAAGCAAGCUGGUAUCUGAUUAGAGAAAUAUUCUUCCAACCUUACUUCAUGUUGUACGGCGAGGUGUUCGCGCCGGACAUCGACCCGCCCUGCGGGAUGGACGUCAGCGACAGCAAGUGUGUCACGGGCCGCUGGAUCACGCCCAUCGCGAUGACCAUCUACCUCCUCGUCGCGAACAUAUUGCUCAUAAACCUCCUUAUCGCCGUCUUUAAUAAUAUAUUUAACGAAGUCAAUGAAGUCUCGCACCAGGUCUGGAUGUUCCAAAGAUUCACAGUAGUUAUGGAAUACGAGCAGAAGCCAGUUCUUCCACCUCCUCUAAUUAUUUUCUGUCACAUAUACGCGACUUGUAAAUGGGUGACAAGAAAUGUAUCCCACAAAAGGUUUCAAUAUGAUAACGGCCUUAAACUCUUCUUGGAAAAGGAAGACAUGGAGAGAUUAUAUGAUUUUGAAGAGGAGUGUGUUGAGGGCUAUUUUAGGGAACAAGAAAUUAAAUUAUCAAAUUCAUUAGAAGAAAGAGUUAGGAAUACAACAGAUAGAGUAGAACAUAUCACGACCAAAAUGGAAGACUUAAAUCAAAAAGCUAAUUGCCAAAUACAAUCGAUUCAGAGCGUAGAAUUUAGGUUAAGAAAAUUAGAAGACGUUGCGGAACAAACGAUGAAUCACUUGGCGGUGAUACAUCGGUUUAUGGCUACACACCCGUCACUCGUCAACAGAGGGUCCACAGACACUUUAGGACCUCCUCCUCCGACUUUCCAAGCCAGUGGGUCAAGGCUGCGGACUGCUAGUGAUAGAUCUGAGGUGCUGUCGGACAGCGACACGGGCGUGGCGCGCUUCACGGUGCGCCCCGUGCAGGAGGAGGACGAGGCCUCGCAGCCCUCCGACGAUGAAAUGCCUCAAUCUGGACCGGAAGUAGUCACCGAGAAGGAGCCAGAGGCAGAUACAGUGUCAAAUUCUUCUGGUGCUAGUGUAGCCGGUCCCGAUGUGACUGUUGUCAAACCAACAGUGAUCACACCAGCGAGACAGCGAUCAUCAGACAGCAAUAGAACGGAACCGAGUGAUGAUAAAAAAGUGCCGUCUUCCACGGAUGACGCGUUCUUGCCGGAGGUACGCGAAGUGCCUCCAGACAAUCACAGCCUGCGCCCGCGCACCACCUCCGCUGGUACUAGGCGCACUGCGAAUGCGAGACGGCGCUCUGAAGGUGGUAACGACUGUGGUAUGGGAGGUCCAUAUUCCACCCAACAUUUGGCACCUCGCAGACAGCACAGUCAAACGCACUCGGAGCCUGACAAUUCUGCUGUCGACGCGAGUUCGCUGCAUAAUUCCGUAACGGGUCGUCAAUCAGGUUGGGAGGCGACGGGCGGCGCGGCGGGCGCGCCCUCCGGGCGGCGGGUCGGCGCCGCUCCACGUUCGCUGUUGCUCGCUAUGCACGAGUACACCAGCAUCACGGACGAGCUGGAGACCGUGUAUGGGCUGUUCUCGCCGCCGCAUACACCGAGGACACCGAUCACCACUCGGUUAUUGUCACCCGCGCGAGCAGCAUCGCCUUCAGUGCGGAGGCGACACGCAAGCGAGAUGUCCAACCCGGAGUUCGCGCUUUAUAUGGAGAAGGAACAUUUGCGAGGAGCUGAAGAAGACGACUAUAUUAUAAUGGAGAAUUUGAUACAGCGCCGCCUAGAAAUGGAGUCUAUACUGGGCAGAUACGAUGAGGAGGACAACGCGGAUGGCGCCGAGAUGAGCGGCAUCAGCAUCAGCGUGUGCGUCAACACCAGCGGGGAGGAGCCGCAGCAACAGCCGCCCACUACUUCCACGCUGUUGACGGUGGAUAGGCGGCUACCGCAUCAGAGGCACUCAUUACGGCGAUCGUCGGCGAUAGACAGUCGGGAGUUACCGUCCCCGCUCCAGCCGCUGCUCGGUGACGACGCUUGCGGGGAAGUUCUAUUGCCUGUACCAAGACAACCGUCCGGCGAGACCAACGCGUCGAGUGACCUCUCCAUGUCCCACAUGGUUAGCGAGAACCUACCACCGCGUCCAUCUAUAGUGUUGGACUCGUCUCAGUUGCCGAGGCAACGUUCUGCGGAACAACCCCAGCAACCGCAACCACCAGCGCCAUCUAGACCUGAAACUAUGUGCUAAAUAAAAAAAAUAACAAAAAAAUCUGUACUUAUAGAACUUUUCUUUUUUAGAGAAUUUGAGAUAUUUGUUAUUAAAUAUUUUGUAUGUGCAAUUGUUAAUAACUUUCAAGAGAUUUAUAACAGUCGAAUCCGAGGUAAGUUGAUGUAUUAAACAUGUAUCAUCCUUUGAUAAAAACCCUUUGUGUAUUAUAUAUAACAUACAAUUUAAAUAUUGAAAUAUUUUUGAGUUUUUUAUUCAAUGUAUUUUUGAAAAAGUAUAACAAAGCCAGUAUAUAUAAAACUUUCGUACGUAUAAAAAUAAAUUUCCAACGUUCAAAAAUACACCAGUUUUAUAGCUAACAGUGUCCACAAAAACGUUUCGUAACUCGCAUAGAAAGUUUGUAAAUACGGAUUCGCUUUUACGUAAUUAAACGAUUUUCAACUUUUGCCAUUAAACUUUAUUGCCCAGGCAGGCCGUUUUAACUUCUUUAUAUUUAUACAACUUUCAGUGUUCAAGAAUGUUUAAUAAUAAAAAAUAAAAUCACCUAGCGUUUAACCAUAUAAGAGCUUCACCUAUUUCAAGACAUGUGGCUUAAACGAAACAAAUAGCUGUCGUUCUGUCAAAGUGACGUAUGUCGUUUGUUUUGGCGGGAAAAUUGUCCAAUUGGGAUUGUUAGAUACGCAUUGUUGAGUUAAAUAAAAGUGACAACCUCGUUUAAUACUGUCAUCAUAAAAGGAAAAAAUAUUUGUCUCGUCAUAAACAUUUAUAGCGUAUUUUAUUUGAGAACGAUGGUUGACAUUUUUUAAUAUAGCAUGGCUAAAUUCUGAAAGAUAAUUCAAUACAUAGAAUACCUUAUAGUCAAAUUCAAGUUUAAUUUGAACAAAAUUAUGAUUGAUUUAUUCCAUUAUAAGCUCUAUGUUUAUUACAAACAAAAUACCUAUCAAGAAUAAUUUAAUCGCUUGAUCCCGGUGUAAUUUACGCUAUCCUAUUCCACUAUUGCUUUUGUUCCAAUUGGAUUUUAUUGCUAAUUUCGCAUUGAAGUAUUGCAUGGAAUCAAUUUCCUCUCAUUUUUUCCAAUUUAAUUUGAAGAAUGAGUUUCCAUGGUCCGUACAAUGUAAAAAAAAACUGUAAAAUAUCGCGCUAAUUCUGCAGUGUAGCUAUAAAUUUGAUGCCGCUUUAAUGCACGGACUGUUUACACCCCCGAAGUUGUAUGCUGGAUGAGAAACACCCGACUGUGUACCGCAAUGCGUUGUAAUAGAGUUAGUUUUCGUGUAAACAAUAUCUUUUCGAUUUGGUUAACGAUCCAGUAUCGUCGAUACCGAUGAAAUAGUAUUCAAAGCGAUUCAUUUCCCACGACUUGCACUCCUACGUGCGAUUAGGAACUAGUGGUAGCCUAGAGUCGUUACAAUUUUGCUCAGCUUCAGACUUAAAAAUACAUUUACUAUUAAUGUUUUUUUUUACUACAGUUUUUGGCAUACCUACAUUAACACUUACAAUAUUGCGCUUAAUUUAAGAAAUCAAUGUUUUUACUGUAAGUAAUGCAAUGAAUGAGUACGCGAAUAUAAUAUGUGAUAUAUUUCUUAUAUACUUCUAUAUAAUUCGUUAUCUUUUAUAUGAAAAUCAAAAGAAAGCAAAUUAAAUGAAAUUUUAUAAAAAUAGCGAUGCACUCAAAUAAAGAAAGAUUUCAUUUGCUUCGUGCACGUCAGCAAGUCUUUUUAUUUGCCAACGACAGGCGUACCAUGAUUUAAAUUCGGUGUGCGUCUGAAAGCUUGUUGAAUAAGCCUGAAUUAUUAUCUAAACCAAAAUGUCAACAUGUCGCAUACAAUCAGUUCGCAAUGCUCUAAUUUCCCCAUUUUAAUUAAUAAGGUAUGAUAUCAAACGUCACCGAAUAUUUUGCUUAGUAAUUAAUAUACAAGUUCUAUACAGCAAUCCAUAUUAGUUAUAGACAAGGUUAGUUGGAAUAAAACGGAUUCUAUUUUGUGUUAAAAUAUGCAAAAUAAUGAAUAUCUGUGAGUGAAUACAUGUUACGUAUAGUUCACUUUUUUUUUCGCGGAUUUAGUAAUUAAUGAUUUGUAUAUAACUUGGCUUUCAUAGAUUAAAUGAGGUUGUCACGUGCAAUGAAAAAUGAAGAGAUGAAUACAAAAUAUAAAAAAACAGAUUCAGAAUAAAAUCACACAAAACAAACUUAUAGAAUACCUACAAUACUCAAACUGAAAAGCUUUCGAUAUUUGCAAGACUAGCAAUAAGAAUGAAAAUGAGGAACAAUAAAGAUCGUCGCGCUAAAGUGCAUCUGAAUGGGAAAAUUAUGAUCAUUAUAAAUCUGCAGCGACUUUGCAUUUCUUUGAAUACAUUAUGGCGCUCACUUUGUUCUCUUAUUCCUCUAGUUUGUUUAACAACAAGUCGGAAUGUAUUUAAGAAUGUACUCUUACGUAUGUAGGUAAGAGUAAAGUAUGUACUUUAUGUUCUUUCAUAUACGAAACAACUUUAAUAUUUAUUUAUUAGUAAUUUUCAGUAUUUGUAAUUUCCAUAACAGAUUAGAAAAUAUCACUUGAUAUGAUAUUUCACUCACUUUGACUUGGAACUCAAAUCGUUUUUUUGAAUGCCAAAUGCGAAAAAGUGUUGAUAAUUUUUUAUAUCUGCAAUAGUACUUUAUAAAUAUCGAAACUUUAUUAACAGUUUUAAUCUGAACGCAGAUAAAUAAAUGACAUUAAAUUUAAAUUCGAGCCUGUUUAAAAAGAUUUACGUAUCAAUCAUGUAUAAUGGAAAUUUGUAUUUAAUAACACAGUGUAUGAAACCAAUCUCUUAUUCAUAAAAUAUUUUUAAUCUUCAUGUAGAUUAUGGUCAGUAAUUUUGUAUUUCGUAACAUGAAAAUCAUGUUUUAGUACAAUCAAUUUAAAUGUGGUACAAGGUACAAAUAAAAUAAAGGAUCUUUUCUCAAAAUAAAUAGGGAGAAAUAACUACAUUUUUAAAAACUCGUGUGCAAUGCUCCGCCAAUAUUUUUGAUUCAAAUAAUAACGAAUAAUAAUGAUGAUCUAAUUGUUUAUUAUUAACACUUAUAAGUGUAAUUGGAUUUUCAGUUCUUUGGAACACAAUAAGCAUUAUAUUAUUUUAAUUUCAUCUUGGUAUAAAUAUUGUACAGCAUAGAAUACGAUUAAUAUUCAGACAAUACAAUCUAUGUGAGGUGUAAAUAUCGUUGUCGAGAAACCGUUAAAUUUUAUUGGAACUGAUUUAAAAAUAAUGUUAAUUCCUAUUGUAACGUUAUAGUCGUAAAUUAGAACUAGAUGAAGCUUUUUCUCGGAAUUGAUUGAGAAUUAGAAAUGAAGUAGGUUUUAUAUGAAACCUUUUUGCUAAUCGCUAAACAUUUUUAAUCUCGGCAAGAUAGUGCUUAAUUUUUAAUCCUUUUUAAACAUAUCAACUGUAUCUGUACAAAAUUGAUGUGCAAUUUAUCAAACAUAAUCAUUUAUCGUAACGGAUUUUUAUAUAAUAUUUACAGAGUUUGAUUUUACAACUUUUGUUAACCAUCAAAUUUCAUCACAAUGUGUUCAAUUAUACCAAAUAUUUUGUGCAACCCUCUGGAACUAUAGUGUAUAUAAUAGAAUCAUCGAUUAUAUAGAGUUUGUAAUAACAUAUGUAAAUUUUAGAAACAUUAUUGUAAGGUAGCAAAUGCAAUAAACAAAAUGUUUAAUGUAAGUGACGGUACAAAAAAUGCAACAUAAUUUCAUAUGAAAAUGCAUAAUCCUUAUGAUAUAGUAUUUAACAUAAUUUAUAUAUAUAUUCGUAUUCUAGUAACAUACAUCAACUCUAAAUGUAUUUCAAUGAUAAUUAUAUAAAUGAUGAAUUGAAAUAAUAAAAUAUAUUCUGCAUAUUAUGGCCAAUUAUCUUUUUUGUACCGCCAGCUAUACCAAUGAACUGUGUUUACACGAAACUUAAUAAAUAUAAGAAAAAUCGUGUAUUAAGAGUUUAAACGCUUUUCAUAUCAAAACAUCGACUCAUCGGACGAUAUAAAAGUACUUAAUAUAAAAUAUUUCAAUUGUCAUAAUAGAAGUAUAAUUAGAAAAUCAACAGACACGUUUAUUUUGCGUCUGGAUCACUCGAUGUACUUAGUAAAUUAAUUAUUUCUUCGUAAAUGUAAUGUAAAUGUUGAUUGUUGUUUUUUACUGAAAAGUGCGACUGAAUAUCUUCAUCACUUCGCUGGAAGAGACAUAUUAUAGCGAUAUUUUUACAUUUUAUCUUAUAAUUAAUUUAAUAUAAAUAUUCAGGUACGCAUCUAUGAUAUUAUUAUUUUAUAUCAGAAAAUUUUCUCAUACCUUUUCUAUAUUACUGUUCUCUGUUAGACCAAUUGUUUUAAAUGUUUGUGGAUGAUUUAUGAGUAUUUUUCGGUUACCAUUCACUUAAAACACAUUAUAUUCUGCAAAAAUAUCGCUAUAAAUUUCUCUUACAAGGGCAGUUGUUGCGAAUGCACAAACAUUUUAUUCCUAUCGACUUCGCUUUAGCACAAUAUUUAUGAGUAAUUUCAAUGAAUUGUCCUUAUUGGGAUUCCUUAUUAGCCGUACAAUUCGUCAGUUUCUCUAAGUGAUAGUUAAUAUCUGUGUUAUACAAAUGUGUGUACAAUGGUACAAUAAAUAUAUUUGUAAUAAUUA
Molecule: messenger RNA, 10133 nt
Organism: Zerene cesonia (dogface butterfly)
Lineage: Eukaryota; Metazoa; Arthropoda; Insecta; Lepidoptera; Pieridae
Gene: Trpm
Product: transient receptor potential cation channel trpm
Exons: 33
Coding region: 226-5514 (1762 amino acids)
Biological process (GO): protein tetramerization; monoatomic cation transmembrane transport
Cellular component (GO): membrane
Molecular function (GO): monoatomic cation channel activity
Source: RefSeq, a predicted model, not a curated record